UGUAUGGAUAUUAUAGGGAGAAGUUACAUAUUUAUCACUUCUGGGAGUUAAGGGUUAAUCUUUUUUUUGUUAUGUCCUUUAUCUUUAAUCACAGUUUGUAACCAUACAUCGAACCAGAAUACAAAAAUGGUUGACAGGACGGUAGUAGGGGGAAACUAAAUUCCCAUGCUAAGACAUACCUUCAUUAAUGUGUAGGCAAUCGGCUUGACUGCUUUGGUGUUGCCUUUGCUGUGGUUGCCAUUUGUCAAGCUCUGGGCUUCAAUGAUGUCCACUUAGCUCUGUCUGAAGACCAUGCUUGGGUGGUGUUUGGUGAAAAUGCCGCAGAAACCGCAGAGGUAACAUGGCAUGGUAAGGGAAAUGAGGAUAAGAGAGGGCGCCCUGUGGACUUUGACAAGACCGCUGGCCAGAGCUGGCUAUAUCUGAAUGGGUAUCCUGUGAAGUGCACGCGGCAUAUGGAGGUGGCAUCUAUGGUGUCGUCCAUUAAUCCAGGCAUCACAAAUACAAGUGACAGUAUUGAACUGGCUAGUCUACAACAGGUAUGGGCAUAAAUUUUUAUGCCUUUGAAUUUUCAGAGAUUUUACAAGUUGUCUUUAAUUUGCAAGAAAUGAGAUCCCUGUGGAAUUAAAUCAAAAUUUCAUGAGUUAAAACACAGAAAUUAUUUUUUUACCCCUGCUCAAGUAUAUAUUUUAUCUCUCAUGCUUGAUUCUCCUGGUAUCUUUUUUUAUGAAAGAGUUGUAUGACUCAAAGUCUUUUUCUAAGUUAUUUUUUUUCUUGCUUUUCUAUCAACAGCAACUUCUGUGGUUACUCUAUGACCAAGGUCACCUCAAACGGUACAGUUCUCUCUUUUUUUUUUUUCAUCAAAUGUUUUAUAUUUGUAGCAUAACUUUCUACUGUUUACUGUUUUCUACUCUUUUUACUACGAGCGUUUUCAACAUGAGCCAUUAGGCUCGGGGGAUUGGGUAACCACCCCCAUACAUUACCGACAUAAAAUAAAUUGUAUUGUAUUGUAUUGUAUUGUACUGUUUUGUGUGUUGCAUUUAUAAAUAGAUGCCAUAGUAAACUUUUAUAUUGCAGAAGGUAGACAGUAUAAAUGGGUACAAGCAAAAUGGAAACCUGUAAAGGUCAUGCAUCGCAGUCCUGUAUUUCCAGCCAUGGAUGCCAACUUCAAAUACCUUCAUCUGCUAUAGAGAAGGAAAUUAAAUUAGGUUUUUACUGCAAACCUUAACAUAUUCACAAUUCUGUUCAGCUCAUGCCCUGUCUGAAAAGCUAUUCAAUCUGUCAAUCUGAAAAACUUAUUCACAGCUUGUUCAGCUCAUGCCCUGUCUGAAAAGUAAUUCAAUCUGAAAAACUUAUUCACAGCCUGUUUAGCUCAUGCCCUGUCUGAAAAGCAAUUCAGUCUAAAAACUUAUUCACAACCUGUGAUCAGCUGUCAUUGCCAUAAACUAAAGUUAAUUGUAAAUUGAAAAUUUGUUUUUGUCAUAGGUAUCCUCUAGCUUUGGGAAACCUUGGGGACCUGGAAGAGAUAUCACCAACUGUUGAUCGCCCACCAGCUGAAGAAAUCCUUAAAGAGGGAAUUAAAGUGAACCAAACUGUGUAUAAAGACCAGCAUAUUUAUCCUUACACUUACCUUGGUGGUUUUUACCACAGACAGAAGCAGUAUAUGAAAGCCAUUGACUGUUGGGUGAAGGCUGCAUAUGUGGCUGGAAAGUAAGACAGUAAAUUUGUUUUUGUCUAAUUUUUAUGACCAUAGUAAAUUGAUACCCCUUAUUUUUUUUCUUUAGUCUUAUUACUAUCAUUAACUCUUUCACUACCAAGAUUCUCAACUGCCUGCUGUACAAUUCUCAUGAUGUUAGUUCUGAGAAUUUGGCGUUGGAUCAAUUAGAAAAUCCCCUAAUUGAUAGUUUUCAUUUUUUCUCAUAACUUUUCUGCUUUAUAUUGUGUUUAUAUUGUAAGGGGAAAUUCUGCCCUGGUCAUGUAUGGAAGUUUAAGGGUUUGUUGGAUGUUACAAAUGAGCAGGUCAUCAUUUGGAAGCAGUUAUUUAAAGGUCACCUGUAAGCUAUGAACCUCUGAAAAUGCUCUUUAUUUUGUUAUAGGUACAACUAUUCAAAAGAUGAUGAGGAAAUAUUCAAAGAACUAUAUGAAAUUGCCAAUGACUUUAUACCAAACAUCCUCAAAGCCUCAACCUCAUCUGCAGAGAGUAGCGAAAACAGUGCUGCUUACAGGACUCCCAACCUCACAGAAGACCCAAGCUUUUUUGCUUUUGUUCUUCAGUUUUAUGAUGGUGUUUGCUUGUGGGAAGAAGGAGGUCAUACCCCAGUGCUCCAUGCUGAUUGGGCAAAAAAGCUUGUACAGUCUAUUUCAAGAUUUUCUCCUGAUUGUAGAUCAGCAUUGUCAUCUGCACAGGGAGGGUCAUUAUCUCCAGCAGCAGUGCCCAUGAAAAAUGAGUUGGGUGGAGUAAAACCUCCUGUUACUUCCAGUGAUAAGGUGGAGCACAGCAACUCUUUGCAAGCUGGUGUAGAAAACUCUAGUAAAGAGAAGCUUGUGCUCAAUCUGAAAAGUGCAAAAAUGAGAGGAAUGAGAGAUUUGCUGGCAACUAGUGGCAAAAUUAACACAAGUGCAAUCAAGCUGCAACUUACAGCCCAAUCACAAGUGAGUGUGCCAAAGAGUAGAAGGCGCACAUCAUUUAAAACCGACGAUUAUGUGUAUGACUUUGGCGAAGAGGUAGGAAAUGAAGAAGAUGAUAAUGAAAAAAAAAAGAGGCCAAGAAAAGUGAGAAAAACUGAUAGGGACUUUGUGGUAUAGUGGUUCACAGCAUUGCGCACAUUCAGUAUAUUUCAUGUUGGGCAGAGUAAUGUUGGAUGAUUUUUAUAUUAUGGAAUAUUCAUUACAGGUUCAGUAUACAGAAACAGAAGCCUCUAUUUGGCAUGAAAAUACAUAUGGUUAUUGUUGUGGACCUUAUCUUUUCCAAGAUGCAAACAGGUUUCCGAGAGCAAAGCUUGAGGAAAACUGUGAGCUUCAAGCUUGUGUUUAUUAUCCUUCAAAUAGUUUGCAACACGCUUGAAAAAAAUGUUUACGAACAUCUUACUGUAUGCAGCAUGGGAUUUUUUCUUUUGCAUGUUCCCUGUUCCCUGGAAUGUAAUAAACAAAAAAAGAUUUUCCUUCGUAACAAGCACAAAAACCUUCUUUCAUCUUGAAUUAGAUUUGAAAUGAAGACUCAUCAGAGUGGAUGUAGGUUUGAAAAUUGGGGAAUAUCACUUGGUUGAUAUUCUCAGAUAUUACCUAGUUUUAACUGGGGGAUAUUUAGUCAUGUGCUGCAUUUAAACCAAUUGUCUGUGUGCAAAACUAUAUUAUGGAUCAUAUAUAUGCAUACAUUAUGAACAGAUGUCUGACUUAUUGCCCUCAUUUAUCAUACACACAUGAUGUUUCUUUUGUUUGCAAUUCAACCAAAUAAUCAGGAAGAAAGCUUCUGAGAAACUCAGAGCCUUUCUUUGAGUUGCUCUUUCUUAAUGAAGAAGUAAGAACCAGGGUCAGAAUGUUUUUGCCUUUAUCACUGUAUCCACCUUAGUUUAACUUUCUCUUGUCUUGUUGUGAUGUAGGAAUGUGUGGUGUGAGUGGUAUUUGUCAUGUUUGAAUUAACCCUUAAACUCCCAGAUGUGUUUAACAUGUAGCUCAUUACCUAUAAUAUCCAUACAUUAUCCAACAAAAUGGCAAUGAGAAUACUUAAACCUAUUGAGCAGAAGUUGUUAUCCUGGUCUAAUACCAAAUUCUCAAAACUAUUUCACAAGGAAAAAUGUAGCUGAUAGAAGGGAGAAUUAACACUCAGACUUUGGGAGUUUAAGGGUUAAGGAAGAUUUAAACCACUUUUUGGAAGAAAAGGUCUCAUCACAACAUUCUUUCUCACUGCAUCAAUGUUUUAGGUAUAUCUCCCAUUGGCAACAGUUUUUGAAAUUUUUUUUUUUCUGGGAAGGAAUCUGAGACUUAUAGUUCAUGAGACUGAUGAUUUCUGUUUUUGUGGUAAAUUUGUUUUUUACACAAAUCAAAACAUUGUAAUGCUAUUUUCAUCAACAUUUAUUCGUGGGGUAACUAGUAGUCAUAUGCUAUAGGGUAGUAUUAAAUGUAGUAACCAGUAUUUUAGAUGUAGUUUAUUUUUUAUUUUUUAAAAAAAAGUUUUAUUUUAUCUAUGGUUAGCUCAUUCACUGCAUUUACACUCUGCACCCUUACAUCAGUGUGCACAUUCUCGAUACUGUUCUCUAAACAUUUUCCUGAGAUGAUGAUAAGGAGAAGUUGUUUAACAAUCAAGAGGUUAUUUAGUUGGUGAUCAAUUCCUUUAUUCUCGUGACCUUAAUGUGUAAUUUGGGGCUGAUAUUGUAAGGAGAAAUUAGAUGUUAGUCACUCUUAGGGAGUUAAAGGAUUAAUUUUACUCACCCAAUAGACAUUAGAAAGAAAAAAUUCAUCAUGUGGACUUGGAGACACAUGUUCUUCAAUCAUUAAAACUUUCCUUUUCAAAUCUGCCUUUUAUAUGCUGGGUAAUUAUGUUACUAAAGCUCAUCUUAGUUAUGAAAGAGUGUGAUUCACAUAUAAUUACAUGAGACCAAUGUUCUGCAUUUCUUUGACUCCAGGGAUUUUAUAUGUACAGAGAUUGUUUGAGAGAGUCAAAGGAAUAAGGAAGUUUAGUUUUUUUUUUCUUUUCAAGUCAACCCCAUCAUUUCGGAAGUAAGGUUUGUAGCAGGAAGGGGAGAUCUGGACAAGUUGGUAUAGCUAAGCACAAGGGUUUGUUCCCGUUCUGAUUAUUUAAUUAAUAAUCAGCAAUAGUUAAGAAAGAUGUUGAAAGGGAGUUGGAGAGGGUGGGGUGGGGGAAUGAUUUCUUAUGUCUGUCUUCACAGAAUAAUACACCUUUGGCACUCAACAUAAAUGAGUGGACCUAAAUUUGAAUCAUGGCAUGCCUAAGAUUCAGGGAAUCUCCUUUUGAUUCAGAUGUUAAUCUCAGUUACUGUUAACAUAGGUUUGUGGUAAAAUUUGGCCUAGAGAAUUUGUUCAUUGGGGUCAGUGCACAAGCAGUGUUUCCUCUGGAUUGUUGCCAUUCCAAAUUAUUGAGGCAUUCUCAAAAUUCGUGAUCUUUUUUCGCACUUUUCUCAUUAUUUAUCCCAAGAAUGAAAAUAUGAUACACGUACUUUAAUUAUCUACCCCAGAAGUUUAUAUUUCUUGACAGGCUCAUUUAAAGAAGUUUAUUUUAAUUGCUUACCAAUUUACUCUGAAAUUUUAAUUUUACAGUGCAACUGUUUUCUUUUAAUAAAACAUCUUGAAAAGCC
Pocillopora meandrina is the source of this 5309-nucleotide messenger RNA. The record is from the annotation of a GenBank genome assembly. Lineage: Eukaryota; Metazoa; Cnidaria; Anthozoa; Scleractinia; Pocilloporidae.